AACCCAUCAUUUUAUUCUUUAGGAUUGUGGGAACCCUAAAACCUCCCUGUUCUUCGUCGACUCCGCCUCCCCUGUUCUUCGUCGACCAUGGCAAAACCUUUGGACGAGGAAACCGUGAAGAAAGUUAUUAGGUCGAGUUUUACUUCAGCGACAGCAAUCUCCCCAGGGAUUCUUUUCUCAAGAAAACAGUUGAUGAAAGUGAAGAUGGAUUGGUGAGUUUGGCUUUGAUAUGUUCAUUUUCGAGGAUGAGAUCCCAUCUGGGAUUACAAGAAGCAAAACCGGAGGAUAUAACCGAUGACACUGUGAAAGCUGUGGCUGAUGCUUUAAAGAGCUCUACAUUUCUCAAGUUUUCUGAGGAUGGAAAGAAAAUUGGUAGAGCUACAGAAUUGCCGAAGCCCGAGGUUAUUGACCAAGUAGAUGGGAGGACUAUUGCUGCAUCUCCAUUGGAGUAUGACAUCAAGCUUGAGGAUGUAGAGUCAUUUUUUAGCCAAUAUGCAAAGGUUAACAGCGUAAGGCUACCUCGCCAUGUUGCUGACAAAAGGCUAUUUUGUGGCACUGCCCUGGUUGAAUUUUCAAGCGAGGAAGGUGUUCAAAGCAUUUUGAAGCAAAGUUUGGUUUAUGCAGGAGUGGAGUUAGAAUUAAAAACAAAGAAGGACUUUGAUGCAGUAAGAGCUCAGCUGGAGAAAGAAGUGGAGAAUAAUAAUCUUAACAAAGGUUCUUCUUGUAAAAACCAACCCAUUCCUGAAGAAAACUAUCCCAAGGGCCUGAUUGUUGCUUUUAAGCUGAAGAAGAUCUCCGAGAAGGGUAUUGCAGGAACACUAAAUGGUGAUCACACACCAGCUGCUGACAAUGUUGAUGUGGCUGCUACUGCUGUGGCACAAACCACAUCAGAGGAUGGCAAGGAUCUGACUGCAGAAAAGGGGUCAAAGAAUGAAGAAAAUCUCAAGAAUGAUGUUGAAGGAGAUGACGAUAAGGAAAUGAAUGAAGAAAAAGAGUCAAAAGAUGAAGAAAAGCAUGAUAAGGUUGUUGGAGAAGAUCAAAACACACCAGCGGUUCAUGAUAUAGAUGUUCAAUCUGAUGUUGCUGAGGCACAAACUACAUGUGAGGACAAUGAGGUUGUCCAACGUGAAGACUUAAAGAGCGUGUUUCAGAAGUUUGGUACUGUGAAGUUUGUGGAUUUUGAGAAGGGAGCAGAUUCAGGAUAUAUACGCUUUGAUACAGCUGAGGAAGCUCAAAAGGCACGUGCUGCUGCUGUGCUUGCAUCCGAAGGUAUUUCGGUGAAGAACUGUAUUGCUACCUUAGAUCCCGUGACUGGUGAUGCCGAAAAGGAAUACUGGAUUAAGCUUCGCGAUGGUCAGCAAAGACGGCGAGGAGAUUACAAGGGAAACAGAGGAAGGGGAGGAGGCAGAUUCAGGGGCGGGAAGCACCCGCGUCACAGAGAUGGCAAUUCAGGUCGGCCGAACAAAGCUCAGAAGGUUGAAGCCUGACAAUAUAUAUGUGUACGAUUCUGUCCUUUUUUCACACUCCAGAACUGGAAACAUAAUAUAUUUUUUACUUGUUUUGUGACAUUAUCAGUAUUAUUAUAGGGGGAGUAGUUAUCAAGCAGUGGGUAUAGCCCUCAAAUUUUCCUAUUCUCAUUAAGAAAUCACAAUCUUUCUUUGCUUUCUCACUUUCAAAUUUCAAUGGUAUUUUUGUGUGUCAAUUUAUGAAAUCUAUACGUCUUAUCUAUCACUUUUAGUCUGAAUGAUAUUGAAGAAUGGAUAAAUUGCACAUCUAAAUGUGAAAGUAAAGAUUGAUAAUAUGA
Molecule: messenger RNA, 1804 nt
Organism: Cuscuta campestris
Lineage: Eukaryota; Viridiplantae; Streptophyta; Magnoliopsida; Solanales; Convolvulaceae
Source: the annotation of a GenBank genome assembly